Lycium ferocissimum is the source of this 1296-nucleotide messenger RNA. Its product is annotated as sphingolipid delta(4)-desaturase DES1-like. Gene Ontology annotation, cellular component: membrane. NCBI's taxonomy places the organism in Eukaryota, Viridiplantae, Streptophyta, Magnoliopsida, Solanales, Solanaceae. Gene Ontology annotation, molecular function: sphingolipid delta-4 desaturase activity. The record is from RefSeq and is a predicted model, not a curated record. The transcript is spliced from 2 exons. Gene Ontology annotation, biological process: ceramide biosynthetic process. The coding region runs from base 115 to 1116 and encodes 333 amino acids.
AAGACACUAAAACAGAAACCAAGAAAAUAUCACACACACAAACAACAAAAGGCCAGACACACACAAAACAACAAAGAAAAACAGGAAAAAGGGUGAGAGAAAAAGGAAGCAGAAAUGGGAUUUGAAGGGGAAAAGAGAGAAAUGGAAGAAGAAGGAGUAGUCAUGGCAAAUGAUUUCUUUUGGUCAUACACAGAUGAACCACAUGCUUCACGUAGAAGACAGAUCCUCUCUCAGUACCCUCAAAUCAAACACCUUUUUGGACCUGACCCUUUUGCUUUUCUUAAGAUAUCAGGAGUUGUUUUGCUUCAGCUUUGGACUGCUACCUUCCUCCAUGAUGCAACUUGGCUGAAAAUAUUAAUAGUCGCCUACUUUUUUGGCUCUUUCCUAAACCACAAUCUCUUUCUCGCCAUUCAUGAACUGAGUCACAACCUCGCUUUCUCUACUCCAGUCUACAAUCGUUGGCUUGGAAUUUUUGCCAACCUUCCCAUUGGUGUGCCCAUGUCCGUUACUUUCCAAAAAUAUCACCUCGAGCACCAUCGGUUCCAAGGAGUUGAUGGAAUUGAUAUGGACAUCCCGAGCCUUGCUGAGGCCCAUGUUGUGAAAAAUGUUCUUGCAAAAUCUAUAUGGGUCAUUCUCCAACUUUUCUUUUAUGCUUUCAGGCCUCUUUUUCUCAAACCUAAACCACCUGGUGUGUGGGAGUUCAUUAAUUUCACUGUCCAGCUGUCCCUCGAUGGAGCUAUGGUUUACUUCUGGGGCUGGAAAUCGCUCGCUUAUCUGAUCCUAUCUACUUUUGUUGGGGGUGGGAUGCAUCCAAUGGCUGGUCACUUCAUCUCUGAGCAUUAUGUCUUCAAACCCGAGCAAGAGACAUACUCCUAUUACGGACCCCUUAACCUGAUGACUUGGAGCGUAGGUUACCACAACGAGCACCAUGAUUUUCCCAGGAUUCCGGGAAGCAAGCUUUACAAGGUGAAGGAGAUUGCACCAGAAUAUUAUGAAAACUUAGAUUCUUACAAAUCUUGGAGCCAAGUCAUCUACAUGUAUAUAAUGGAUCGAACCGUUGGACCUUUCAGCAGAAUGAAGAGAAAGUUGUCGACAAAGGCAAACAAGUCCGAAUAGGUGCAGUGAUCGUCCUCUCUUCAUUGCUGAUUCUUUCAGUAUGUGAUGUUUCUUAUUCCAUUGACUCUUGUUUUCUUUGUAACAAUGUAAUAGAGUUCCGGCAUCAUGUGCAAUAGAGUUGAUGUAGCAGUGACUAAAGUUCAUCUAUUCAUCUUGUAUAAAAUCCUUAGUUAUGGGACU